This is a messenger RNA of Lasiodiplodia theobromae, 1662 nucleotides long. Its product is annotated as GTP-binding domain HSR1-related protein. Gene Ontology annotation, cellular component: mitochondrion. The record is from RefSeq and is a predicted model, not a curated record. The coding region runs from base 1 to 1662 and encodes 553 amino acids. The transcript has a single exon. Gene Ontology annotation, molecular function: GTPase activity; GTP binding. Lineage: Eukaryota; Fungi; Ascomycota; Dothideomycetes; Botryosphaeriales; Botryosphaeriaceae.
AUGCCGUCAGCCUGCGUUCAGCAUGUCACAGCGACAUUGAUGCCGUUUCUCUACCCAUCCGUCCCCGAAACCCUCCUCUACUCAGCGCGUCCGGUCUUAUUCCGCCUGAGUCGGACACGCCGCCCGCGAUGCUACAGCAGCCUCCACCAUGAGACCAACUACGAGUCUCAGCCUGAAGUCGAGGAGCGCUCGCUUAAUCCUCCGCCCGACUCCUACUCGACCACGCCGUUCGCCGACAAGGCGACAUUGAUGCUCCAUGCUGGCCCCGGGGGCCACGGCUGCAUCUCUUUCCUCAGAGAGAAAUACAUUUCUGAAGGUCCUGCGAACGGCGGCGACGGCGGAACGGGUGGCAGCAUAUAUAUUCAGGCUGUUCGCGGCGAGACAUCUCUCCACAAGCUGGCACGGCGUCGGGAGAUACGCGCUGGUCGUGGCAAAAACGGCCAAGGCAAGCUGAGAGGCGGAGAGCGCGGCGAGGAUGUCCUGUUGGCAGUGCCUGUCGGUACGGUGGUGCGAGAGAUCUGGCGCCAUGACCCCGUUGAAGAGGAGCGGGAGCGCAUAAGACAGGAGCGAGCAUUACGGAAGGCACAGAAGGCUGCCGGGGAAGAGGCGCCACAGCAGGUGCGCCCUGAGAAGUGGCUGCUCUACCCUGGCGCCUCGCCUUCACUGCUCACGCGUAGCGACAUGCCCAAACUGCCUGGCCCGCAGCGCUCUGCCAUUGCACACUCUGCUCCCCAGGGCCCCAUCCGCUUGGACUUGGACAAACCGAUGGACCGCCCGCUGCUGCUUGUUGCAGGUGCCGUCGGUGGACUGGGAAACCCGCAUUUCAUCAGCAAGACCAUACAGCGACCGCAUUUCGCUACGCGAGGGCUGGAUCCAAUGAGGUUGGCUGUGCAGCUCGAGCUUAAGCUUCUCGCAGACGUAGGCUUGGUUGGCCUGCCCAAUGCCGGCAAGAGUACCCUCAUCCGCGCCCUCAGCAAUAGCCGUGCCCGCAUUGGCAACUGGGCCUUCACCACUCUGCAACCCAACAUUGGCACCGUCGUGUUGGACGAUUACAAGGGCCGUCCGCGCCUCGGCCAGCGCCGGGGCGCCGCCCAGCGCGACAACUUCACCAUCGCGGACAUCCCCGGCCUAAUUGAAGACGCCCACCUAGACAAGGGGUUGGGCUUGGGUUUCCUGCGGCACGUCGAGCGUGCCGCGAUCCUGGCAUUCGUGGUUGACCUCGCCGCCGGAGACCCCGUCGCUACGCUAAAGAGCCUCUGGCGCGAGGUUGGUGAGUACGAGACAUUACGCGGCCACGAGCUUAACGCCGAGACACAGCGUUCCAUGGGUGAGAGACCAGCCGCAAAGCUGUCCAGUUCGGAUGUGUUCGAGCCGUCGGCGGCCCUGCACCUUGAACCGCUGGCGUUGCCGCCAAUGUCGGCCAAACCAUGGUUCGUCAUCGCGACUAAAGCGGAUUUGGAAGGUACACAGGAGAAGUUCGCCGAGCUGCAGGCGUAUCUGACGAGCAUAAGAAAAGGCGAUGUGGAGCAUCCCAGCGGGAAGAAGAAUGCGUGGAAGAAGAAGCUGGAGGUAUUGCCUGUCAGUGCGAUCAAUGGCGAAACUGGCGGAACUGAGAGAGUCAAGGAUAUGGUCGUGGGCAUGUUGGAGGAGGAGGGGCUGUAA